AUGGCAUUUCGCCUUGGUGUUCUCUGCCUGCUGCUCUGGGCAAUAACAGGUUCCAGUUGUGAGCAUUGCCAAGAGGGAGCCACGUACUCAGGUGCAGUAAUAUCUCCCAACUUAGGAACAACUAAAAUGAUGCGAGUUCCUCAUGCUAUGUCAGUAUCCGACUGCAUCGCAGCAUGUUGUGACCUCUCUGGUUGUGACUUGUCAUGGAUGUUUGGACAACGCUGUUACAUCAUAAGCUGCCAACACAAAGAGAACUGUGAACCUAAAAAAAUGGAAAACGUCAAGUCCUAUCUUACUUUUGUGCUGAGGCCUUCUCAGAGGACAGUCUCGCUGCUAGAAUUUGGGCAAGUGAUCCCAAGCAUGGUCGACUCUGUGGGACUCAAGAAUGAGCUGUCUGAGGAAGUGAGUAGCCUGAAGGAGCUGUCUGUGUUUGGCAAAGAUCCCAGCCUUGAGGAGAUACCUGAAUACAUUGAUGAUUAUGAAACUUUGGAGCAGGACCCCUUUCAGGUGAGCAUCAAACAUGAGCAGAAGGAGAGCACGGAUUAUGGUGACUGGGGCCCGAUGGUGGCAGGUGAAAACAGUUUCAACUCUUCAGUGGAUGAUGGUGGAGAUAACCAGGAAGACUUUGCUGAGAAGAAAGGGGAGACUGGGAAGGUGGAAAGCCUUUUGAAUAAAAACAGCUCUGAAUUGAGCUCUGUUACUGAACGCUCCAUAGAGAGAAGGUCUUCUCUCCCAGAGAUUGCACCAUUCCACAGGAGAACGUCUGAAAACAGAGCAGCUGUUCAACUUCUUGCACAACCUGAUGAUGCUUUGCAAAAAGAGACUGCUACGCCUUCCCUUUCUUUGGACAAACUGGAUUUUUCCUCAGGUGCGUCAGAGAAAACCCAGGAUCCUACAAUGGCCCCAGAGAAUGUCACUGAAGGUGGGAUCAUGCUACUUGCCACUGGCACUGUGUCAUCUGAGCCCACGCAGCAAUUCACACCACCUGCUACCACUGCCAAAGCAGAAAAUAACACUCCUCCAGUAGCAGUGGCCGGCCCUGACAAGGAAUUGACCUUCCCAGUAGAAAGUGUUACACUGGAUGGCAGCAAAAGCCAAGAUGACCAAGGCAUUGUCUUCUAUCAUUGGGAAAAUAUCAGUGGACCAAGCUCUGUACAGAUGGAAAAUGGCAACAAAGCAAUAGCAACUGUGACUGGUCUUCAGAUUGGUACCUAUCGCUUCAGGCUGACCGUGAAAGACCAACAGGGCUUAAGCAGUGCAUCUGUGCUAUCUAUUACUGUGAAGGAAGAAAACAACAGUCCACCCCGGGCGCAUGCUGGUGGGAAGCACGUUCUAGUGCUUCCAAAUAACUCUGUUACCUUGGAUGGUUCAAGGUCUUCUGAUGACCAGGGGAUUGUGUCGUAUUUGUGGAUUCGGGAUGGUCAGAGCCCAGCAGCUGGGGAUGUGAUCCAUGGCUCAGACCACGAGGCAGUACUGCAGCUGACUAAUCUGGUGGAGGGAAACUAUACAUUUCACUUGAAAGUGAUGGAUGCCAACGGAGACUCAGAUAUUGAUUCAGCAACUGUUGAAGUGCGGCCUGAUCUCAGAAGGAGUGGUCUGGUGGAGCUGAUUCUGCAAGUUGGAGUGGGACAGCUGAGUGAACAGCAGAUGGACACCCUGGUGAGACAGCUGGCUGUAUUGCUGAAUGUUUUGGAUUCAGAUAUCAAAGUUCAGAAGAUAGAAGCCUAUUCAGAUACAAGCACUGCGGUUGUGUUCUACGUGCAGAACGGGCAUCCUUCCAAGGUGAUCGAGGCAUCAGAUGUCUCGCGAGCUCUGCAUGUGCAGCUUUUGAAAAAGAAGGCUGACUUUCUACUCUUCAAAGUCCUGCGGGUUGACACGGCUGCUUGUCUUUUAAAAUGCUCUGGACAUGGACACUGUGACCCCAUAACAAAGCGCUGCAUUUGCAACCAGCUGUGGAUGGAAAGCUUGAUUCAUCGUUACCUAAAUGAUGGAGAGAGUAAUUGUGAGUGGAGUAUACUCUGUGUGACUGUAUCUGUUUUUAUUUUGGUUGGCGUCAUGGUAGCGCUUGCCUGGUUCUGCAUCCGCUUCUACAAGAGCACACAGAGGACGAAGAUAAGAAAGAAAACAAAAUAUACCAUGCUAGAUAGCAUAGAUGAGCAGGAGAGAAUGGAGCUGCAACCCAAAUGUGGUAUAGAACAUAGAAGUACCAAACACGACUCCUGUCUGAUGGUCUCUGAGUCAGAGUUUGACAGUGAUCAGGUCACUAUCUUCAGCAGAGAAAAGAUGGAAAGAGAGAAUCCUAAAACCCUCAUGAAUGGAUCCGUCAGAAAUGGAGUUUACUUCAACUACAGCUCCAAAGACAGAUAA
This is a messenger RNA of Opisthocomus hoazin, 2367 nucleotides long. Lineage: Eukaryota; Metazoa; Chordata; Aves; Opisthocomiformes; Opisthocomidae. The record is from RefSeq and is a predicted model, not a curated record.